AUGAGUCAAAACUUGACCAGCCCGACGGUAUCCAAUAUCGCCUCAUGGGCCCUUAAGUUCAGCCCGACAGCCUGGCUGAAGUCCUGGCUGUUGUAUCUCGGGAUUCAGACACAUGUUCGAGGAACUCUAGAGCCAGAGAUGAAGCCGUUGCACAAUGUCUGCGAGUAUCUCCACGCACUUCACAUUUAUACGGAUGAAGCACGCCGGGGAGAUGUGAGAACUGUAUCUGCCCACCACUUCUGUUCCCAUGUCAAUAAAGAUCUUCGGCAAUGCUUGAUCUACGACUCCUGCCGGCCGGACGCUCGACUGAUUGGCGUCGAAUUCAUGAUCCCUAAAUCCCGCUACGAAACCCUCGACCCGGAAGAACAAAAGCUGUGGCAUUCUCACGAGUUUGAAGUCAAAUCGGGAAUGCUGGUGCUCCCGUAUCCUGAAUCCCAUGCACAUCGCAAGGACGCCUGGGACGAGCUCGAGACCCAGGCCAUGGAGGAGGUGGUCGGGCUGUACGGCAAAUUGUAUCAUUUCUGGGAAGUCGACAAGGGCCACGAAUUGCCGUUGGGACAGCCAAAGUUGAUGGGCUCACUGACCGAGUACAAGCAAAUUGAUGUGGACAAGACGAUGGAGGAGAGGAACAGAGAGCAAGGGAUCGAUCAGCAGAAAAAGCGCCAGUUGAGAGAGUACAUUCCUGUGCCGGGAGUCCAUCCAAAUUCAGAUAGUUGGUGGACGGAAGCUCGGGCAAAGGAACAAGGGAUCUAUGCCCAGUAG
Messenger RNA from Capronia epimyces CBS 606.96, 762 nucleotides. RefSeq lists its product as uncharacterized. Bases 1 to 762 code for a protein of 253 amino acids. The transcript is spliced from 2 exons. The record is from RefSeq and is a predicted model, not a curated record. NCBI's taxonomy places the organism in Eukaryota, Fungi, Ascomycota, Eurotiomycetes, Chaetothyriales, Herpotrichiellaceae.